Molecule: messenger RNA, 2239 nt
Organism: Aspergillus heteromorphus CBS 117.55
Lineage: Eukaryota; Fungi; Ascomycota; Eurotiomycetes; Eurotiales; Aspergillaceae
Product: G2/mitotic-specific cyclin
Exons: 4
Coding region: 180-1997 (605 amino acids)
Biological process (GO): mitotic cell cycle phase transition; regulation of cyclin-dependent protein serine/threonine kinase activity
Cellular component (GO): nucleus; cyclin-dependent protein kinase holoenzyme complex; centrosome
Molecular function (GO): cyclin-dependent protein serine/threonine kinase regulator activity
Source: RefSeq, a predicted model, not a curated record
GGCGCGGUUUUUGUUGUGGUGUUUGUGUUUGGGGCCGCUUUUUAGUAUCACUUUAGCUGCUGCGACCCCCAUCCCUCCUGCGCAGGGCGCAGCAGAAGAAGUAAACAACACCAACAACUCCACCCCAGCAUCUCCCACUCGGUCCAGGAGGCCCCAAACUACGCUGACUCCUGCCCAAGAUGGAUGCUAAGCCCCAGAGAAUUCGCGUCCGUGGCGACGAGAACGCCCCCUUCCCUCUCCCGGCCGGCAAAACCCUUCACCAGCAAAACAAGUCCACCCCCGCACUGUCCGCCAUGUUCCAGCACGGCGCUAAGCAGAAUGCUUCCAAGCGCGCUGCCUUCGGCGAUGUUAGCAACACUGCGAAACCGGUCCACGGCACUCGUGAUGACAGCUCCCUGGCCGGCAAGAAGCAGACCAAGGGGGCCGAGAAGGCGGCAUUGGUGGUCGAGAGAAAGUCCAGCGUGCUGUCGCAGCCAGCUCAGCGUCCCACGUCAAUGGCCGGCAUGAAGGGCCUCUUGAACAAUGCGAAACCCCUCGAGCCGUCCAAGCAGAUCGCCCUGCAGCAACAGACCACCAAUGCGAGAAAGACCCUGAACAAGCGGGCCCCAGUGUUCAAGGACGCAGCGGAACCAUCGACCGAAAAAAGCGAACACCCAUCCAAGGAAAACAGAUCCGUCCCGAACGACGAGAACAAGCCGGCUGCGACCGCGACUGCGAAGAAGGAUAGCGCCAAGGAGGAAGUGGCACCGGCAGAAUCGAAGAGCGAUUUGGAAGAAUCAGAAGAAAGCUCGGCAGUGAACUCGGAAGUGGAAGACGGAGAGAAGGUGGUGCCGAAAGUCGACGAUGACCACUGCAAGGUGCAGGACUCGAAGGAAAACGCGGCUGCAGAACCGAAGCGCGCCUUGAAGCCUCAUCGUGACUCUGCACCGGCACAGUCGGAGCCGGAAGAGUACUGGGACGAGGAGGAAGAAAACGAAGAGGAUGACGGUUAUACCACUGCUCGUUCCUACCGUUCUCGUGGCGAAAACACCACCGGUGGUGCGACCACGGUGCUAUUCCCAAAAUUCAACCAGCAGGUCAGACGGGAGCUCGAGUUUGCGAAGCAGGUGGUGGAGGAGACCCGCACGGACGAGGACAUUGAGGAUGAAUUCUGGGACACAAGCAUGGUUGCUGAGUACAGCGAAGAGAUCUUCGAGUACAUGAGGGAACAGGAGAUCAAGAUGCUGCCCAAUGCCCAUUAUAUGGAUAACCAGGCGGAGAUCCAGUGGUCCAUGCGAUCGGUCCUCAUGGACUGGGUUGUGCAGGUACACCAUCGGUUCUCCCUGCUCCCCGAGACCCUCUUCCUGUGCGUGAACUACAUCGACCGUUUUCUGUCCUGCAAGAUCGUCUCCCUUGGCAAGCUCCAGCUGGUGGGCGCAACUGCCAUCUUCAUUGCCGCCAAGUAUGAGGAGAUCAACUGCCCCUCGGUGCAGGAGAUUGUCUACAUGGUUGAUGGGGGGUACACGAUUGAUGAGAUUCUCAAGGCCGAACGCUUCAUGCUGAGCAUGCUGCAGUUUGAGCUGGGAUGGCCUGGACCGAUGAGCUUCCUGCGGAGGAUUAGCAAAGCCGACGAUUACGACCUCGAGACCCGCACACUUGCCAAAUACUUCCUGGAGAUUACUAUCAUGGAUGAGCGGUUUGUCGGAAGCCCUGCUAGCUUUGUCGCAGCUGGCGCUCAUUGCCUUGCUAGACUGAUGUUGAGGAAGGGAACCUGGUCUCCCGCGCACGUCCACUACGCAGGGUAUACUUACACUCAGCUCCUUCCUCUGGUGUCUCUCAUGGUGGAAUGCUGUGAAAUCCCGCGCAAGCACCACGUGUCCAUCUAUGAGAAGUACUCGGACAAGCGAUACAAGCGCGCCUCUCUGUUCGUGGAGAACGAGAUGCGACGAGGGUUUGCUCUGCCCGAGCCCGAGCGCAACGCAUCGCUUGACUCAGCACACCAUGCGAAGCGGGUAUAGUCAAGUGGCCCUCGUCGCUAAUGCCCGUCUUCCAACUCUUUACCCUUUUUCCCUUUCUCUCUCUUUCUCUCAAAUACUACUACUAACAAUAUCGAAGUCGGUGGUUCUUUGGUAAAUCCCAAUCAGGAACACGUCUCACCGCUGUGCUACCACGUGUGGCGUCUGCCCUGCUCAAAUGCUACGCAAGCCGUGGCUGUUCGCAACAACUGAUAAUAUCAGAUACCCUUAUUAUGGGCGUGGGA